CAACAAACACGUGUUACUACGCCUGGUUGUUUUUGUUCUCGAGCUAAGUGGUUUGUUGUUCAUGCUAAAGCUGUGUUUACUUUUACACACGUUUCGUAUACAGCUAGAAAGAUAUUAUUUCUAUGCCGUGGCGAAUUCUUAGAGCUCUACGCUGAAGAUGGCUACAAUUGUUAACCAGGUACUGAAAGGAUGAAACCAUUGAAUACUUUCUUAAGUCAUACCCCGGCCGUAGUCAUUCCCCUUUCAUGGAUUCCGAUCAACUCCUUGAAACCAAAUCGUACGCAUGACAAACGAAAAUUUUCCAAAAGUGAAAACGCUACCAUGAAAAUUUGCAGUGGCUUAAGCCAGCCUAAGAAACUUCUUUGAAUAAAACCUCAAUCGGGAAACUUCUAACCGCUCAGUGCAUUUUAGAUGAUGUCAAUUUACUUGGCUUUACUGUUAGAUUGAGGAAGUCGAGAAGGAUAUAAGAGGCUGUGAGGAUGAACUGGACAUGAUUGAUCGAAGACUUCGGCUAAAGAAAUUGUCAGAUAGUGAAAGGUACUUAAUACUUGAAUGCAAUGGUAGAUAGAGAUAGAGAUAGAGAUAUUAUAUCUAUUUUUAAUACUGUUUAUUUUAUAGCAUUCACUUUUUAAGGGAGACAAACCAAGUUUUUUUUUCUAUGCUAUGCAGAGCUGGUCUUCUGAGAGCAGGCAAAAUAAUUUCAGUGAAAAAGAUUUCUUACUUUAUUUGGGCAUUUCGCUGAAUUUAUUUAGUAUUUCAUCCCACUCAUGGUGUUGAGAUUUUCACUGGUACUGUUCAUAUAUUAGAGAAUGACUCGGAUUUCUUACUGAGAUGAACAGUAGAACACCUUUCAAGAUUUACAGUGAGUAGGCUGGCCCAACAUUUCAUAUGAACAUGAUAGUAUUAGGAUUUUUGUCAUCAAUGAAAGAUUUGUAGAUUAAUUGUGUUCUCCAAAGCUAAGCUAGCCUGGUUGACUGAAAUCAUAAGAUCAAGCCAUUUUCAUUCAAUCUUAUGUCAGAAAAAAAUUGAUUAAUUUUUAUUUUAUUAUUUUUAUUAUUCCAAAAAAAUUAAAAUUCCAAAAAUGUAAAGUGAGGUGGCUAUUACCAAAAUUAAUAUUCAUCCCAUUUAAGUAAGACAACAAUAACUAAAUUUUAAUUUUUAAUGUAUACAACAAUUUAGAGAUGGGUUAAUUGACAGACAAGAGCAGAUACAGGAGAAACUUAAAGAACAUGGUAAGAACAGUUGAAACAAAAAUUAUGAUGCUAAUGUCAUCAGUAUAUCACUAUUUGCUUAAAAUAUGUUUAUAAAAGACUUUCCAAACUCUUUCAACCUCUUAUAGUUGAUGCACCCAACUUAUUUCUCCCUUGAGGGAAAGAGGGUUAAAAACUCUUGAUAUAAAGAGGGAUGGCCAACUCAGCUUUCUUCAAAUCCGCUCCUCAACCCUUUAACUCCCAGAGGUGAUCAACAUGUAACUUCUCCCUAUAAUAUCCAUACCUUAUCCAGCAAAAAAAAAAUGUGAAUACUCAAACUUAUCUGGUAGAAGUUGUUAUCUUGAUCUAGCACCAAAUUCAGGCAACCAAUUUAUAAGAAAAUUAUGAAACUGCAUGGCAGCUGGAGGGGGAAAUUAGCAAUCAGAUAUUGGGAGUUAAAUUCUUAAUACCUACUGGUACACCUUGACCAAAUAUUAGUCAGUAUAAUUAUUAAAUUGUACUCUACUCCAAAUGCUUGUUCUUGCAUUUUAUUCAUAGAGAAAUCUUUGGGAAAUCUACGCAAAGAAAACAGAAAAUCCAUGGCUGUGUCUGUAGCCAUUCUAGGACUUUUGUUUAUGGGAUAUCUGCUAUUUUUUAGCUGAUUGUGUUCUUAGGAAUGUAAUUUUGUCAUUAAUAGUUUUAUUGUACAGAGAUCUGUGAAUAAAAACAAUUGAAAAACAUCCUUUGGAGAGGCAAAGGCCACAUUUAAUUCAAAAUUAAAACACUUUGAAGUUAAUGUCCCCAGUGGUAGACAUAAAGAAAAAUUGCAAUUAAAUAUUAAAUAUCAUGCCCAGGUACAAAAUUUUUUCAGCAACAUUUCCACAGAAACAAUUUAGUUAACAGAGAUCAUCGCUUUGGGCCUGAUAUUCAGUGAUUUUUCAUAUCCAACCUCUACACCCUAGCAUCAGGAUUUCAUUUUCUCCAAUCUGUUCUCCAUGCUUUUCCUCAUGCACUGACAAGGAGAAUUGGUUUCACAAUUCAAUUUUCUUAGGUUGGUGAUCAUUUUCUCUAUUCUCCUGAUCUUAAUGAAUGACUCAGGAGUAUUACUUUAGGGAGAAAUUUGAUGCUGAUCACUCUUAAGGUUAAGGGGCUAAACACCUGGUCUCUCAGGGUAGUGUUG
Molecule: messenger RNA, 2370 nt
Organism: Pocillopora meandrina
Lineage: Eukaryota; Metazoa; Cnidaria; Anthozoa; Scleractinia; Pocilloporidae
Source: the annotation of a GenBank genome assembly